UGCUAAUUAAGCUAGCUAACGUCAGCUAACCAGCUGCAGAGACUCUCCUUAAAAAAAAUGGCCACUGUUUCAAUUCCUGCCUGUACCAGUGCACUCUUGCUGGAUAUCGAAGGUACAACCACGCCGAUCACAUUUGUAAAGGAUAUUUUAUUUCCGUACAUCAGGGAGCAUCUCGAGGAUUACUUGUCCACUCACUGGGAGGAAGACGAGUGCAAGCAAGAUGUUCAUCUCUUAAAGAAACAGAUUGAAGAGGACAUGAAACAGAACCGCUCAUGUCCCGUCCACGCCGUGGACCAGACGGUUCACACAGAUGAGGAGAAGGCCAUUAGGGAAGUGGUGGAUAACGUGCUGUGGCAGAUGGCAGCAGACAGGAAGUCAACCGCACUCAAACAGCUCCAGGGUCACAUGUGGAGGUCGGCGUAUUCUUCUGGGAGAAUCAAAGGCGAGAUCUACCAGGAUGUUAUUCCAUCCAUCAAGAGAUGGAAAGGACAAGGACUCAAAGUGUUUAUUUACUCGUCUGGAAGCGUGGAGGCACAAAAACUUCUGUUUGGAUACUCUGUGGAAGGAGACGUUUUAGAUUUAUUUGAUGGUCACUUUGACACGACUAUAGGAGCUAAAGUAGAAGGAAAAAGCUACGAGAGGAUUGCGGAGAGGAUCGGCUGCCCGCCUGAGGAAAUCACCUUCUUGACAGACGUCACUCGAGAGGCUAAGGCAGCUGAAGAAGCCGGGGCAAACGUGGUGGUGGUGGUCCGGCCUGGAAACAUGGAGCUGACAGAUGACGAGAGGUCCCACUAUAACCUCAUCACAUCCUUUAGCCAACUUGAACUGACGGGACGCGUUUAACACGGAGCGUGGAGGAAGACGGGGAGAACGUCUCUGGCUUCAUCACCAUAACGACCCCGUUCCUCCCCUCCUCCGCCCCUCACCCUCCACCCUCCCCCCUCCUUUUUACAACUGUUUUUGUUUGUUCCACGUUGGCAGUUGAAGAAGAGUCGGAGAUGCUACAGUCAGCCGCCCGUCGGGCCUGUGAGGUGCUCCUCUGUUCAGAUCUUUCAGGAUCCCCUUCAUGUGUAAAAGGGAACAGAUCUCCGGAGCACAAUAGGAACUCGAACACAACGCGGCUUUCCUUGGACCAUUUGAUCGACUGGGAAGAGAGCGGAGAAGCUGAAAGAAGCAGGAAAAAAGCCCAGAAGGAAAAACUGCACACCUGUGACGUUAUACUUUACCUUUCUACCUUUUAGAUGAGCUGCUCACCAGUUCUGAACCUCUUCGGUGUUACUCAAAACUUUUCCAGCUGUAUGUGUGUGUGUGUGCUGUAUCUGUCACCUUUUGUAAACAUUUUCCAUUCACGUGCCGUUUCCUCCCUCCACACGUGCUGCAGAUGUAUGUUUAAUCCAGUGGUCGAACUGUUUAACACUGUAAUGUUUUAGGAAGUAGAGUUACAGUAAUAGAUGCACUCAGCAGCGGCGACGCUGACAGAAAGUUCUCAUUUCAAACUUUGUUCAAAUGUCUUAAUUAGUCCCUCCUCGCAGGUGAAUGGUGUCUAUUUAAAUGUGCCAUCCUCAUUGAUAAUCUGUAAUAUUGGUGUCGGAAAGUUACCUAAAGAAAAAAAAAUUGCCAAAUUGAGGAUUUGUGUGUGAAACAUAAUUGGUAUUAUUCAGGAAUGAUAAUCUGAAAACUUCCAAUAAAUGCCUCAUCUCACACAGAA
This is a messenger RNA of Acanthopagrus latus (yellowfin seabream), 1708 nucleotides long. It is a transcript of the gene enoph1, whose product is annotated as enolase-phosphatase 1. The coding region runs from base 58 to 843 and encodes 261 amino acids. Gene Ontology annotation, molecular function: acireductone synthase activity; magnesium ion binding. The record is from RefSeq and is a predicted model, not a curated record. Lineage: Eukaryota; Metazoa; Chordata; Actinopteri; Spariformes; Sparidae. The transcript is spliced from 6 exons.